CAGUACAUUCCCAGCUCUUACCGCAGUUUUUUUUUUCCGACACACACACACACUUACUUUCUCUGCUCAACAAGCUGGCAGUAUGAGGCAGCGAACAGUGGUGAUGUACGUGGAGAUCGGUUGCUUUGUGUCCUGUCUGUGCGGCUGGGUUUUGAAUUGUUCCACUCUGGCCACUGAGUACUGGAUCGUCUCAGAAAGUGCGUCUGUGGUUCUCGCCGCCGGUGAUUACUAUUCCAACCUCUGGAUGGACUGUGUCGCAGACACCGCAGGAGUAUCUGACUGUAAAUAUUACCCCUCCAUGCUGGACCUGCCUGUUUUUCUCCAUGUAUGCAGGGCCCUGGCUGUCGUCUCUGUGAUCUUUGGGUUCUGGGGGGCUGUUCUUGCCCUCAUUGGGAUGAAAUGUACCAAAAUCGGAGGCUCUGAGCUCGUCAAUGCCAGAAUUACAUUCGCAGCAGCGUUGACAUACAUGGCAUCUGGGUUCAGCGGUAUGAUAGUGUACUCCUGGUGGGGAGAUAAAACACGCUCAGAAUUUGUGGAUCCAUAUUUCUUAGAAUUAAAGUUUGAGCUCGGGGCAGCUCUUUUCAUCGGUUGGGGAGGUUCGUGUCUGCUUAUAUGUGGGAGUGCAGUCUUGGGCUAUUUCUCUGGGAGAGAGUCAUUCCCCAAAAGGUUUAAUAAGCAACCCAGAAGACCUCCAACCUACAUGACAGCUCGUACCAGACGGACAUACAUGUUGCCAGGCUCAUCCAGACACACAACAGUCAUUAUUCCUGCUUCACACCAAUCAUACAUUGAAAGCAGAGCAAGCAGAGUAAGUGGAGUGAGGAGAGGAACACAAGAAAGCCAGUCUUCAAGGUCUGUCAGACCCAUCCUGCCCCCUAUUGACUCAGCUGUGUAACCCAACGUUUAAAGAAACGGUAUCACAACAUAAUGCAACAGGGCUCAAUUUAGUAGCCCUGGUAGAAUUUUAUUUUACAGCAUGUAUUAAUGCAGGUUAAUUUUUAAAAUAUACUUUUCAUUGUUAAAUCAUGUUCUUUCCUAAUGCAUUAACUGAUGUUAAUUUAUAUAUCUUAAAUGCUGUCUAUCUUGCAUGUUAAAAUGUCAAAUAAGCAGUCUUGUAAA
Molecule: messenger RNA, 1119 nt
Organism: Labeo rohita (rohu)
Lineage: Eukaryota; Metazoa; Chordata; Actinopteri; Cypriniformes; Cyprinidae
Gene: cldn10d
Product: claudin 10d
Exons: 5
Coding region: 83-895 (270 amino acids)
Biological process (GO): cell adhesion; bicellular tight junction assembly
Cellular component (GO): plasma membrane; bicellular tight junction
Molecular function (GO): structural molecule activity
Source: RefSeq, a predicted model, not a curated record